ACGGUGUAAUACGGAAACAGAGUAAUUUUUUUGUAAUUCCUUAAAAUUUAACAUUUUCAAAAUCAUUUGAAAACUGGUUGUUAUUUCCGUCAUAAAAAAUUGUAUAAUUGAAAUAAAAAAAUUUUAAAAUUUUCUCAAAAUAAAAAAAAAAUAAUUUAAAAUACUUGUCCGACAUGUCAUAUAACGUUCUCAACAAAGAAGAUUUCGAAGUAGAGCUCGAAGAUGCUGGCGACAAAUUGGUACUCGUUGAUUUCUACGCCAAUUGGUGUGGACCUUGCAAAAUUAUCAAUCCCCAACUGGAAGAAUUGUCCCUGCAAUAUGCCGACAAGGCAAAAGUUUUAAAAGUUAAUGUGGAUGAUUGUGAGGAAAUUGCCAUGGCAUAUAAUGUCACCAGUAUGCCUACAUUUGUAUUUAUAAAAAAUCACCAGAUUAUUGAUAUAUUAGUGGGUGGCAAUGCAGAAAAGUUGUCGAAAAAUAUGGAAAAAUACGUGGAGGAUGGAGAGACAACUAUAAAUAACGUUACUGGAGAACAGCGAGAAGAAGAGUGUAGAUGGGAGGACGAAGAGUAUGGUGAGGAUUAUGAGUUGGAUGUGGAGAGCUUUCAAGAUGAUCCGACGACUGUUUUGGAAGUUACUUUAGAUGAAUAAAUGUAGUUUUCAGUAUUAAAUAAAAACCUUUUGAAUUUGUUGUGAAU
Molecule: messenger RNA, 694 nt
Organism: Calliphora vicina (urban bluebottle blowfly)
Lineage: Eukaryota; Metazoa; Arthropoda; Insecta; Diptera; Calliphoridae
Product: thioredoxin-2-like
Exons: 1
Coding region: 174-647 (157 amino acids)
Cellular component (GO): cytosol
Molecular function (GO): protein-disulfide reductase activity
Source: RefSeq, a predicted model, not a curated record